CCGUCUCGUAUUGGUGCUUAUUAGAUAUCUCCGGCCAAGGAUACGGGUUUUGCGAGAUGUUGUUAGAUCCGCAUGGUUUUGGUGAUCGUUCUGGAUCGAAGACGUGGUUCCACAGGCGCAAAAAAUGCCGUCGUCUCUUGAAAUUUUGGUCUUCUAAUCCUGGGGAUAAGUUACAGUCUCCGUUUGUAAAUAGAAAUUGGCGACUGGCGAAGAUGAAUCUGGGUACGGCCGAGGAAGAAUCGGCACAAGAGAUUCAUAUUCCAGCUGAUAUCAAUUGGGAGAUGCUUGAUAAAUCCAAGUUUUUCGUUUUAGGCGCAGCUUUGUUUUCAGGGGUAUCUGGAGCUCUUUACCCUGCGGUUUUGAUGAAAACUCGGCAACAAGUGUGCCACUCGCAAGGCUCGUGUAUCAGAGGAGCGUUUACUCUCGUGAGGCACGAAGGUUUAAGGGGACUGUACAGAGGAUUCGGAACCUCCUUGAUGGGAACGAUCCCUGCUCGUGCGCUGUACAUGACGGCCUUGGAGGUCACCAAGAGUAACGUAGGCUCUGCUGCUGUUACCUUAGGUUUCACUGAGGCUAAAGCCGCUGCGGUUGCUAAUGCCGUCGGGGGUUUGACGGCUGCGAUGGCUGCUCAGCUUGUGUGGACUCCUGUUGAUGUGGUGAGCCAGAGGCUUAUGGUUCAAGGGAGCAGAGGUCUAGUGAAUGCGUCGAGGUGUAAUUAUGUUAACGGGUUCGAUGCAUUCAGGAAGAUUGUUCGCGCGGAUGGACCGAAAGGGUUAUACAGAGGGUUCGGGAUAUCGAUUCUGACUUACGCACCGUCUAACGCGGUUUGGUGGGCGUCUUACUCUGUUGCACAGCGGAUGGUUUGGGGUGGAGUUGGUUGCUAUGUCUGCAAGAAAGACGGAGAGAGUGGGAACAAUAGUAUUAAACCAGACUCCAAGACGAUAAUGGCUGUUCAAGGAGUGAGUGCUGCGAUUGCUGGGAGCAAAUGUAAUUUCCUCAAUUUGCGAUUGGAUUUGGUUCACUAUUACCGUGCUGGUAAACCGGAACACAAGUGUGUAUCUGUCAUACAAGUC
Messenger RNA from Thlaspi arvense, 1073 nucleotides. The record is from the annotation of a GenBank genome assembly. NCBI's taxonomy places the organism in Eukaryota, Viridiplantae, Streptophyta, Magnoliopsida, Brassicales, Brassicaceae.